AUGAUAAUUUCAAAUAACAAUGAAUUAGCAAUUGCAUUGGAUAUGCAAAACAAUCGAUGCUUAAGCUUCUCCUCUAGUACCAGGGUAGUUAUGUUAAGAUUGUUAGACAGUUACUGCGUCAAAACAUUACCACCAAAUAUUCUUUAUAUACCAAAUUUUAUAAAUGAAGAAGAAGAACAAGAACUACUAAAACAUAUUUAUUCUGCCCCAUUACCGAAGUGGGUUUCUCUACGUGGUAGACGCUUACAAAAUUGGGGUGGUAUUCCUCAUGUUAAAGGAAUGUUAGUUGAAAACGUUCCACAGUGGCUACAGAAGUACAUGGAUCGUGUUUCUGAAUUGUGUUUAUUUGAUAAUAACAACAAUAAUAAGGCGAAUCAUGUUUUGGUGAAUGAAUAUGAACCAGGACAAGGUAUAUUUCCUCAUCAUGAUGGACCACUUUACUAUCCUGUUGUUGCUACAAUCAAUCUGAAUUCUUAUGGAAUUCUGGACUUUUAUGAGCCGUUAGAUACUUCUGCAGACCCACAAACAAAGUCAACGUUAUUUAAUGAUCGUUAUAUUGGUUCAGUUUAUUUGAAACCUCGUAGCUUAAAUAUUGUUACUGAAAAAAUGUAUACACAUUAUAUGCAUGGGAUUACUGAACGUACAACUGACUUAUUAAUAAAUUAUGAAGAUUGUUUGAAACGUCCUGAGGAAUCGGUUGAAUAUGCUGCUAUUAUUCAUAAUUGGACUGCUAGCGAUUUGGGAAGUAUUCACUCACAGUUAUGUCAUCGUGGUAAACGUGUUUCAGUAACUAUACGCUAUGUGCCCAAUAAUUUCAAGUUACGGAUUGCCUCGUGA
Schistosoma guineensis is the source of this 837-nucleotide messenger RNA. The record is from the annotation of a GenBank genome assembly. Lineage: Eukaryota; Metazoa; Platyhelminthes; Trematoda; Strigeidida; Schistosomatidae.